AUGGUCAGCUCCUGUUGUGGCUCUUCCUGCUCUGGCCUGAGCUGUGGCUCUGGCUGCUGUGCUCCCUGCUGCUGCCGCCCUGCCUGCUGCCUUCGGCCAGCCUGCUGCCAGAGCACCUGCUGCAGGACCAACUGUUAUAGACCCACCUGCAUUGUGUCCACCUGCUGCCGCCCCAGCUGCUGUGUGUCCAGCUGCUGCCAGCCUUGCUGCCGCCCCAGCUGCUGUGUGUCCAGCUGCUGCCGCCCCAGCUGCUGCUGCCAGCCUUGCUGCCGCCCCAGCUGCUGUGUGUCCAGCUGCUGCCAGCCUUGCUGCCGCCCUAUCUGCUGCCAAACCACCUGCUGCAGAACCACCUGCUGCCGACCAGCCUGCUGCGGCUCCUCUUGCUGUUAA
Messenger RNA from Gracilinanus agilis (Agile Gracile Mouse Opossum), 390 nucleotides. Its product is annotated as keratin-associated protein 4-6-like. Gene Ontology annotation, cellular component: keratin filament. The transcript has a single exon. Lineage: Eukaryota; Metazoa; Chordata; Mammalia; Didelphimorphia; Didelphidae. Bases 1 to 390 code for a protein of 129 amino acids. The record is from RefSeq and is a predicted model, not a curated record.